Molecule: messenger RNA, 859 nt
Organism: Protomyces lactucae-debilis
Lineage: Eukaryota; Fungi; Ascomycota; Taphrinomycetes; Taphrinales; Protomycetaceae
Product: Spo7-like protein-domain-containing protein
Exons: 2
Coding region: 78-707 (209 amino acids)
Biological process (GO): nuclear envelope organization
Cellular component (GO): Nem1-Spo7 phosphatase complex
Molecular function (GO): phosphoprotein phosphatase activity; protein phosphatase regulator activity
Source: RefSeq, a predicted model, not a curated record
CUCAGAAACAAUCAACACGACCAGCUACAACUUCCGUCGACUGGUCUCUGCUCUGUUCUAGCUACUCACGGCAUGCGAUGAGCAGCGGCUCCGAUCAGUAUGGCGACCUUCUCAUUUUCGAAGAAAGUCUGCGCAAGGAAUACGCAAGGCUUCUCGUCCUCAAGCGCAAAUAUACGCUCUUCUUUGCUCUGUUGAUUGCUUGGAAUGCCUUCUUCUUCCAUGGGACGUGGGUCAAUCCGUCAGACUACAGCUACGUCUUAUUCCUCUACCGCAUCUGUCUUCUAGCAGGUCUCGUCACACUGGUUCUAUUCUAUGCAAGCGGCCUGUAUAACAGCACACUCCUCCAACCACGCAAAUUCAUCCCACAGGCGAAUCGUGGGCUGCGGCCAUUCAAUGUGAAGCUUGUACCGACGCAGACAGGUUGGCUAUCCUUUUUACGGAAGGAAAAGAUGCCUGGGGAAGCGCACGUCAAGUUGGUUGUUUCAGCGCGUGCUGGUGGUGAGCCGCAGGUGAGGGAAGGGUUUGAGGAGUAUCGACAAGCGUAUUGGCUUGCUAUGGAGGAGAAGAAGAGGACUGGUAGGGUCAGUACUGUUUCAACGAAAGCAGCAGGUGGGAGUAGUAGCAGUACGUCCAAGAGUCAUGGAAGCAGGCAACGCGCGAGUGCUACACGAGAGGUCCUGGUAGGCAGUGACUGCUCAAGGACAUGAGACGGCAUGUGAUGAGGCCCACUGAUGGUCUAAGGUCUAAUGCCUCUGUCUCGAUUGAAUAUGUCGCUCGAUAAAAGACAGCAUCAGCCUGGUACUCAGCAUGGAUACAAAGGCUUUGUAUAGUAAGGAAAAGGAAAGAAAGAAAAGCAGCG